This is a messenger RNA of Rangifer tarandus platyrhynchus (Svalbard reindeer), 345 nucleotides long. NCBI's taxonomy places the organism in Eukaryota, Metazoa, Chordata, Mammalia, Artiodactyla, Cervidae. The record is from the annotation of a GenBank genome assembly.
AUGCAGAUUUAUUUUCAAAGAAUGGUACUGGUUGUACCUUCAAGAAUGAAACAUUCAGAAGAAAUGGCAUUUGAAUUGGGUACCCUGAAUGUGGUGAGAGAACAGAUAUCCAUCAAGUGUUUAUUGACCCCUUUCUAUGUGCCAGGUUUUACACUAGGUUUAGGAAUAAAUGAUGCGCAACAGAGACCACACAUGCCCGCUAAUGAGCCAGUAUUUUUGAGAGAGAAAGCGAUUAGUUUAACAAGUUGUAAAACAGUUGCAACAAAUGAAGGAGGGGCCUGUGGUGACAAGAUAGUAUAUGACAGAGGAAUUAGACAUGAAAAGCCUUCCGGAGGCAAUGUUUAA